This is a messenger RNA of Anopheles funestus (African malaria mosquito), 5028 nucleotides long. RefSeq lists its product as uncharacterized. The record is from RefSeq and is a predicted model, not a curated record. Gene Ontology annotation, molecular function: oxidoreductase activity; FMN binding. The transcript has 2 exons. Bases 441 to 2099 code for a protein of 552 amino acids. Lineage: Eukaryota; Metazoa; Arthropoda; Insecta; Diptera; Culicidae.
AAGCACGAGAUAAUUACCAUUUUUUAGCUUUUUUUAACUUUCCUUACACCUAAGAAGAAUAGUUGGUUAAUAUGGAGGCGCCUUGACGCUCAUCAACCGCCUAUCGAAUUUCUGUGAACAAAAAAUUAAAAAAUUAAAUAAUAUCCAGAUUGUUGGAUACCAUAAACGAAUAUAUUAUAGCUAGAGAAAAUUUAAAUCUAAAAUUAUUAGUAAACGCAGUUACAAGCACAUAUAGUACCGUGUAUGUUUCACUCCCACCCCUGACCGCAUUUAAUGCUUGGCCAUGUUUUUUGAGCGAUUGCCACCCAAACCAGCAUUACAGUUAUACCAGUUUGUAAACGGCCAUCAAGAAGUGAACAUCGAUACCAGAACGCAACUUAUAAUUGGUGUUCGUUUAUUACAAUUGCCAGUUACCAAUAACAGUGUGUACCGCAGGACGGAUGCUUUUGGAUCAGCUCUUUCGUACGAAGCGGUCACCGACACUUACCGAAAGUCUUCGCUGCGGGCUAGCUUCGGUGGCCGACUAUGAGCGACGUAUGUGCGAAACGGCUGAUAGCUCCGUCGUCGACUAUUGUCGAGGCGGAGCGGCCAGUGAACGAACCGUCACACACAAUCGCGCCGCCUUCGACCGGUUGAUUAUACGACCACGUUGCCUGCAACGUAUUGGAGGUAGCCGUUCACUGGCAGUGACAUCUUUCGGUGUUAGCUACCGUAUGCCGAUCGGGAUUGCGCCCGUUGCACUCCAGUGUCUCGCACAUCCCGAGGGUGAGAAAGCCAUGGCACGGGCGGCACGAACGUACGGUGUUCCUUUUGUACUGAGCGUCCUUUCAAGCGUAUCAAUCGAGGAACUAGCGGAAGCUGUGCCGCGCGCACCAAAGUGGUUUCAGCUAUACAUUUUUAAAGAUCGCGAACUAACCGAAUGUCUAGUUCGGCGUGCAGAAAAAUCUCGGUUUCGGGCGCUAGUAGUUUGCGUAGACACACCGGCACCAGGAUUGAGUCGAACAGAACGGCGGAAUCCCCUAACCUUACCAGCAAAGGUGACGUGUGCUAAUUUCGUACCGAAUGGAAAUGGUUCAAACGGAAGCAACAAGGCAAAGUCAUGCUCGGCUAGCGUGCUGGACUAUGUGCGCAGUCAGCUGGAUCCUAGCCUCGGAUGGGACGCGAUACGGUGGUUGAUGAGCAUUACGACGUUACCGGUCAUUGUGAAGGGCAUUCUUAACCGGGCCGAUGCACUGAUUGCCGCAGACAUUGGCGUGCAUGGAAUGAUCGUGUCGAACAGUGGAGGUCGUCAGCUUGAUUAUGCACCUGCAGCGAUUGAGGUCCUGCCAGAGAUAGUGAGUGCCGUUGGAAGCCGCGUCGAGGUUAUGCUAGACAGCGGUGUUAGCCAAGGUACGGACGCUUUCAAGGCUCUAGCAAUUGGUGCUCGCAUGGUAUUUGUCGGACGGGCUGCAGUGUAUGGGCUGGCCGUAAACGGACAGCGAGGCGUUGAGGAGGUUCUGGACAUACUUAAAACUGAGCUCGAGUCUACGAUGCUAAAUGCUGGUUGCGGUACGUUGGCGGACUUGACACCUCAGCACGUAUGUCAUGAGGUGCAGCUGUACUAUCCUUCGGUAGCAGAUCAGCUGCGAAGAUCUUGGCCAGGGGAAAGCUUUCGAAGCGAUCGUUAUCGAUCACGCGAUCGUCAAAGUACCACCGAAACGUUUGACGGUGAUACAUUGCAAACCGUAGAACGUGAUGAUGUCGAGAACGUGGGUAUACGAGUGGAAAAUGUUUCUGAACGGGUUACGUUUCAACAAGCAACCGCUGAUGGACAAUCAUGUCCGGAAGCAAAGCUUCUCUUACCGAAGUCAUCAUCGACAGUGAUGGCUCCUCCAUAUCGAAACGUCCCUUUGCAGCUAAGUGUUCCGCGAGGAAUAUUCCGUUCGAACACCAACAAUUUGCCGAAAUGUAACGGCAAUAAUGCAUCGGGGUGCUCUGCUGAAGGAAAUGUGAAAACGGCCAGAUCCGUCAUUAAUAGAAAGGAACUUUCAUCAAGACGGUUAAAAUCACAUUCUAUGCAAAAUCUUUCUGGCGCAGAGAUCGGAAAUUGCAUUAAGUAACCCAAGGCAUAAUAUCGACGAAUGGUAUGUCACAUUUAUUGCUUGUAAUAGAUGUAAUAAAUAAACAAUCCCAUCCGGACCGACCCCCGUAGCAAGGACUGACUAUCCGGCUACGUGGUACAAUAAGUCCAGUAAGCCAGAAAAGGCCAGAAAUGGAAAAUCAUUUUCCGGUGAUAUCUUCUCCUUUUAUUCGUGGCCUGCUCACGGUCAAGAACGUCGCGAAGACAUGGCCUGGUCACCACAACAUGCAGCAUGUUUUCCGGUGAUAUACAACAUGCAGAAAGUCAGUUAAUGACGUAAAAAACGUAAUGUUAAACGAUGCAACAAAUAAGUCUCGAUACAGUCGAUCCGAAUAGGUACUGCUGAUGGAUCUAGAAAAUGAAUAAAAGGUAAACGGCUAACUUACUUGAAAAUAUAUGUACCUAGUUUGUUACGGAUAUAAACUUGCAAGUUCUAAGUUCCUAUGAACCAACCACGUUGGAAAAUAACAAUGAAUGAAUCUUAAUCUCAGACUCUUGGUGCAACUAUACCUACACUAUGGUUCAUCUUAUUCAACAAACAAUCCCGGAAACAAUUCAAUACAAAUGCUGUUUGUCCUUCCUCCCUUCCCAUGGCGCCAUGGUACCUCUGCUCGGAGGUAAGGUGGUAAGGUUACCAGCUUUUGCAAUUCUUUCCUAUUUAGUAUAGUUAUAGAUGCUAAUCGUUUUGUUGCAUAUGUGUUAGUGUUCUAUUUAGGGCUAAGUAUCCCUCUUCUGCAAAUGUUUAACAGUUCCUAGGAUUAGUUCACUACUCCUAUAUGAAUCAAAUUCAUCAAAUGCUGUACAUGCUCGUAUGUCUUCAGUAUCCGAUUGAACGUACGCCGCGAUGGAUAGUAACCGUAUCGCUCUAGAUAUUCCAAACAACUAUCAGCAAGACGAAGUACUACCGCUGGUAAUAGGACCGAUAUCGUUUACAGCUGCAGCCCUUCAGCGUCACUCAUCGGUGUAUCUUAUGGCUGCCAAGGUGGCUGAACGGUUCCGAAUUCCAUAUAUCCAUACGCCAAGAUCGCCUCUAUCGAUAAAUGCAUUAGAUGGACAUUUCGAUUCAAAGAUGGUGCGGUGGCUUGAGGUUUUCCCGUUCGUAGAUGUUUCGAUUUUACGUUCUUUGGUGAAACAAGCAGAAACGUGUGGUUUUAGUGCUUUUGUACUGUCCUUGAUGGAGCCUUACGACUUAGCAACGAGCAUAUUUCCCGAACACUCGGAUGUUCGCCGUAUCCGUUUUCCUGAUCUUGAAACAAUGAACGCCGACGGUACAUACCGAUACAAUAAGGUGCAAUCGCUAUUAGAGCAAAGACAGCGUGUAACCAAUAAUAUUCAAUCUCUUCGUUGUCUCACCGAACAUUCAAUCAUUCUUAACAUACCAAUCACACAGAAAGAAAUAAUUUUCGAAGCUAUUCGUGCAGGUGUCGAUGGAGUUAGUAUUAUCAUUGAUGAAUACACACCUUUUUCCAGAUUUGUGAGUUCGAUAUAACAACCUUUCCGUCACAAAGUAAUUACUAACAUGUGUGCGUGUGCUUUUUAUUAUUUACAACAGCUUGAUGCCAUCCAGGCGAUAAAACGCUUUUCCUCUAAAACAUCUUUAUAUGCGGGCGGAAGUAGCUUUACGGAAGAAGAAGUUGUUAAACUUAUUGAACAUGGUGCAGAGCGCGUAAUGAUUGAUCAGCCAAUCUUAUGGGGUAUGAUGAUAGAUGGAUUUGAUGGUAUAUCUAAUGUGAUUAAAAUCUACAAAACCAAGUUGUUUGGCAAAGUUUGAUAGUUUGGACUUUUUGCCUCAUUUAAAGCGAAUUGUCCUUUCGAUCUUUCUAAAAAAUCUUUAUUUAUCACUGCGUCAAAACCAAGAAGAAUAAAUAUCUUUAUACAAUGUGUUCCAUAAGUUCGAAUACAACUUUGCAUCGUUCAUAUCAGCAGCAUGUGUGUUGUAAUCCAUGAGGAUUAGUGCCCGUUUCCACAACAGGGCAACCGACACCCACGGAGUCAGCUAGCUGUAAUUUAUUGUUUGUUCACUGCGUACCAUGAAGGAGUAUCGUGACCUUGUAUUUUAGUUUUUUAAGAGAGGUGAGCGAGCCGGUGACAUAUUCCGACGACUGAAAUACCAUCAGGUGAAGUGGAAUUUCCAUCAGUUUGGGACACCAUGAUGACGAAGGACCUGGGAUUUAAACCGUGCAAGAAACAUAGAGUCCAAGAGAUAACGUAGGAUGCAUAGAAGAAGAGGUUGGACAGCGCCAAAGGGAUGACAGCGUCGCCACGUAGAAUACAAUAUUUUAUUUUUUUAGCACAUUUGAAAUUCCAUUCGAACUUAUAGAUCACUCUGUAAAUACAUCUGAUUAUAUUUCAUGGAAGGCCCAGUGGUGUAGAUUAGGGUUCCCCAACAAUUUUAGUACCGCGGACCACAUUUUGAUCGACAUAUGUUUAUCACAGCCCACAUGUGCCGUCCAUUAAUGAGCCCGUAUUGUAUGCCGCUUUUAAGGCGAUUUUGUGAAAGAAAACAUUAACAAUAAUUGUAACAUGUUUUUUAGAUAGAAUUGAAUGAGUGAAAUUUCAAAAUAUGUGUACAUCAGGUACUGCGUCUCUCGAGAACUACUAUAUGUUAACAGCUCAAGAAGCGUAGAAUAAAGUUGUCAAAUAAAUUUGCUGGAAAUGGCAAUUAAAAUGUUAAAUCGAUUGGGUCCCAAAAAAAUGUUUCACGGACCAUUUCUACUUAUGCCACGGACCGCAGAUUUGAGAUCUCUGUGGUGUAGAUGGUAUCGGCACCUCUACAUCAUAGAACAUUCCCGGAAGGGAAUCAAAUCUCUUCCGCACGGUAUUGUUGUAAGUAGGGCUGACUAUCUCGCUACGGGUAAUUAAAGUGAAUGAAACCCAAAAAUGGCAUACAAGAUCUCUUGUAGUGGUUU